AUGACGACGAUAUCGACAUACACAGUGACUUCCUCCCGGGACGACAAGUACCCAUUCGUCUAUGCCAAUCCUGUGCGGGUCGAGCAGCGAUACCACCCGGAGCACGACGAUUCAUCCCCAGCACAGCCCACCCCUCAAGCCACUGCCACGCAGAGCGCGUUGCUGCUCCAUGGCGUCGGACAACAGUACACCCUCGUGACCGACCAUGCCAUCCCCUCCAUUCUGGGCCAGGAGGAGAUCCUCGUCAAGGUCCAAGCCAUCGGCCUCAACCCAAUCGACUGGAAGGGCCCGGCCUACAACUUCGGCAUUCCCAGCCUCCCGUGGAUCAACGGCCGCGAUCUAGCCGGCGUCGUCGUCGCCGUCCGCGACGCAAACAGCCGCAUCCGCGUCGGCGACCGCGUCCUGGUCCCCUCGACCGACUACCGGGACAUCCGCAAGGCGGCCUUCCAGCAAUACGCGGUAGCAACACACUUCAACGCAGCCCGGAUCCCCGCCGCGACAGGGCUGCACGUUUCCGCCUCGCUGGGGGUUGCCUUUGUAGCCGCGACGCUGGCCCUGGGGGUUUCGCUAGGGCUAGACUACACGACCAUCGCAGCCUGUCCGGGUCCGAACCUGGUCGAGGUCGUGCAGAAGGUCCCUCCGACGGAGAUCCCCGCCGACGUGCGCGAGGAGUGCUUCGCCGCGGUGCCCGAGCAUGAGCGGCUGCGGAAGGGCGACUGGCUGGUUAUUUGGGGGGCAUCCACAACAACCGGCAUGAUCACCCUGCAACUGGCGAAACUCGCCGGGGUGAAGGUGAUUUGCGUCGCGGAUGUCGCGCGCCACGGGGCGCGAUUGCACGCGCUCGGGGCGGAUGUGCUCGUCGACCGCCACGCGCCCGCCCGCGCCGUCGAGAUCAUUCGCGGGGUCACGCAGGGGAAGCUGCGGUUUGCGGUGGAUAUCGUGGGCAGAGACACGGCCGCGUUGUUGCAGGAGGUGUUGGUGGAGGAUGGGACGGUGCGCGAGGACGGGUCGCAUGCGCAUCUGCUGGGGCUGACGGGGUUGCCCAAGGAGCGGCGCCCGGGGAUCGUGUAUCAUACUGUGCCGAUUAAGCUGUUUCAUGCCUCGGCUGGGGUCGGGGAGACGAUGGUGGCGUGGUUGGAGGAGCUGUUGCAGUCCACAGCCUUGGUUUGUCCCGAGGUGGUGCGGCAUGCGGGCGGGUUGGAGGGAAUUAAUGCGGCGCUGGAUACGCUGCGGCAGGGAGGGGUGUCGGGGAAGAGGAUUGUGAUAGAGCUGGAGGGUUAG
Molecule: messenger RNA, 1281 nt
Organism: Aspergillus saccharolyticus JOP 1030-1
Lineage: Eukaryota; Fungi; Ascomycota; Eurotiomycetes; Eurotiales; Aspergillaceae
Product: zinc-binding alcohol dehydrogenase family protein
Exons: 4
Coding region: 1-1281 (426 amino acids)
Molecular function (GO): oxidoreductase activity, acting on NAD(P)H
Source: RefSeq, a predicted model, not a curated record